This is a messenger RNA of Leptopilina boulardi, 7112 nucleotides long. RefSeq names its product bromodomain and WD repeat-containing protein 3 (gene BRWD3). The record is from RefSeq and is a predicted model, not a curated record. Gene Ontology annotation, biological process: regulation of cell shape; regulation of transcription by RNA polymerase II; cytoskeleton organization. Gene Ontology annotation, molecular function: protein binding. The transcript is spliced from 12 exons. The coding region runs from base 145 to 5460 and encodes 1771 amino acids. Lineage: Eukaryota; Metazoa; Arthropoda; Insecta; Hymenoptera; Figitidae. Gene Ontology annotation, cellular component: nucleus.
UGUCACAGCGUUUAGAUGUGUAACGCGGCUCGUGAAUCUUACGAGAGACAAAACGAAAUGUGAAAUGUUUCUGAUCGUAAUGAUCCGAAAAAAUAAAUAUUUCUUUGCGUGCGUGAGUGAAUAAUUGUGGUCACACUUACCAGAAUGGAGGCUGGUUCGUCGAGAAACGAGGAAGUUAUAGCGCCAGAGCUGUACUUCCUGAUUGCCAAGUUUCUCACGGCAGGGCCAUGUCAAGAUGCUGCGAAGGUGUUAAAAGGAGAAUUGGAGCGGAUCAAGAUUUUACCCCAAAGACUCGAUUGGGAAGGAAAUUUACAUAAUCAAAGUUUUGAGGAAUUGGAAAAAAAAUAUUCUCACAUUGGAACACAACAUCUUUUGCAAAUAUGUGCUCGAAUUGGUCCAGUUUUGGAGAAGGAAAUUCCUCCUUGUAUAACUGGAGCUAUUUCCUUAUUAGGGGCAGGAAAACAAUCGCUUCUACGCACAAAAGCAGAUUUGUUGCAAAAUUCUCGUGGAGUUUCACUUUAUUCUGGAAGAUUAAGUGGAAAGACUUUUAUGGGAGUUUCGAAUUCAUCGAUGAUACAUAAUGUUGUUAAAGUUCUUCAAGGUAGAGAGAAUUCUGGACCAUUAAGUAGACACGAAGUGAUUCAACCAUCAUUUUACAAUAAAUUACAAUUAUAUCGUCAUACAUUGGGACAUUUGUCAGCUGUUUAUUGUGUUCUUUAUGAUCGCACUGGUAAAUAUGUGAUAACCGGUGCUGAUGAUUUACUUGUAAAAGUUUGGAGUUCAAGCGAUGGUCGUUUAUUGGCAACUUUUCGUGGUGCUUCAGCUGAAAUUAUGGAUAUUGCAGUGAAUUUUGAUAAUACUUUAUUGGCAGCCGGAAGUUUGGAUAAAGUAUUACGUGUUUGGUGUUUUCAAACAAUGUCACCGGUUGCCGUUUUAUCGGGACAUUCAGGAAUGAUAACAUCAGUGAAAUUUUGUCCGAUAUCAAGUAAUGAUAUUUAUUAUUUAGUGUCAACAAGUAGCGAUGGUUCUGUUGCAUUUUGGCCACAUACGAAGAAAACAAAUGAGAGAGCUGUUUUUCAAACGAAACCAAUACAAUAUCAUGAGAAAAUGCGUCCAGGACAGGCGCAAAUGAUUUGUGCUUCGUUUAGUGCAGGUGGUGCAUUUAUGGCAGCUGGUUCGGCUGAUCAUCAUGUUCGUGUUUAUGCAAUGAUUGGUGAUGAAGGUCCAAGACGUGUACUUGAAGUUGAAGCACACAGUGACACUGUCGAUAGUAUUCAAUGGUGUCAUCAUCAUGGUCUAAGAUUUAUUUCCGGUUCAAAAGAUGGUACUGCUAAUGUUUGGCAUUUUGAGCAACAACAGUGGAUGCAUAAACGUCUUAUAAUGACGGCAAAAUUACCAGGCGAGCCAGAAGUCGAUGAGGAAACGACAAAAAAAGCGAAAGUUACUAUGGUCAAUUGGGAUUCGAGUGAUGAGUUUGUUAUAACAGCUGUUAACGAUAGUUCACUAAAGGUAUGGAAUGCAAGAACGGCGGAAUUAGUAAAAGUUCUACGUGGUCAUAAGGAUGAAGUUUUUGUUCUUGAAUCACAUCCAAUUGAUCCGAGAAUUAUUUUAAGUGCCGGUCACGAUGGACAGUUGAUUAUUUGGGAUGUAUUGAAAUCCGAUCCAAUAGCAUGUUUUCAAAAUUUCAUUCAAGGACAAGGUAAUGGUGCAGUUUUUGAUGCAAAAUGGUCACCCGAUGGAACAAUGUUGGCUGCUACUGAUUCACAUGGUCAUUUGAUGAUGUAUGGUUUUGGUGCCGGUGUUGAAUUAUUGAAAAUUGUACCAAAAGAAUUGUUCUUUCAUACGGACUAUCGACCAUUGAUAAGAGAUUCGAAUAAUUAUGUUUUGGAUGAGCAGACACAAACGGCGCCGCAUUUAAUGCCACCACCAUUUUUGGUUGAUGUUGAUGGUAAUCCGUAUCCACCGGCAUUACAACGAUUGGUGCCUGGUAGGGAAAAUUGUCGUGGUGAACAAUUGGUGCCUAAUAUUGCUGUGGGAGCUGGUGGAAUGCAAGAAGUUAUUGAAGGUCUUCCAGCACAUGAACCACGUUCGAAUAUUGAUAGAUUGAUCGAGGCACUUGCACAGAGGCAGAAUAUAAAUGUUGAAGGUGAAAAUGUUGAGAAUGAACGUGAUGAUAAUCAAGGUGAAGCGCCAUUGAGACAAAUAUCAAGUCCAAGGGGUAAUCGUCCAGGAUUGAGACGAGUUGGUGAUGUUGAAGGUGUGAGACAAAGUAGUGGUAAUUGGCAACGUGAUAAUACAACACCUUGGAAUAAACCGAUUUUAGUGAAACCAUUGAAUCCAGCUACUCUUGAAACUCAAUUGAAUCAGAUAAAUGCAAUGGCUGAAAUGGAAUUGGAAUCGUGGCGAAGAGAAAUGCAACGAAGGCCAAAGAUUGUUUCAACUGGUAAUGAAAUGCAAGGUGGUAUUGGUAAUCGUUUGAAUCGUAAUAAACGAAAUCGAGCAACAAGACAUGGAUAUAGAACAAGAGCGGCGAGAGAAGAUGAACAAGAAGAAGAGGAUUAUGAUGAUCCCGAUGCAAAUGCAACAAGUGGUAGUUCGGCGAGUUCUAAUAGUAAUGAUUCAUCGGCUGAUGACGCUGAUAUUUGUUCGGAUAGUUCGAGUUCGAAUCCAAGUAGUGAAUAUUCAGAUUGGAUGGCUGAUCAUGGAGUUAAUUUAGAACCACCGAAACGAAGUAAACGUAGACCAGUGAAGAAGAGAUCAGUGACACCGCAAAGUGACACUGAUCGACGACGAAGUCAACGACCGAAGAAGAAAGUUGUUAUACCAGCACCAAAUGGACUUGAUGAAGUGCCUGAAGCAUAUCGUCCAACUGAAUGGCUCACUGAAGUGAUACCGAGAAAAGCGCCUUAUUAUCCACAAAUGGGAGAUGAAAUUGUUUACUUUCGACAGGGUCAUCAAUUUUAUAUUGAUGCGGUGAAAAAGAAAAAAGUCUACGAAUUGGGACCACGUUGUGAGCCAUGGUCAAAAAUGACCAUCAAAGCCAUGGAAUAUGUGAAAGUUGUUGGUAUUAAAUACGAGAUACGACCGCCUAGACUUUGUUGUUUAAAACUUGCGAUAAUGGAUGAAGAUGGUCGUUUGACAGGUGAAAAUUUUACCAUUAAAUAUCACGAUAUGGCCGAUGUUCUUGAUUUUCUUGUACUUAGACAAACAUUUGAAACGGCAUUGGCACGUUCAUGGUCGUUGGGCGAUAGAUUUCGUUGUAUGAUUGACGAUGGCUGGUGGAUGGGACAAAUUCAAUCGAUGGAGCCGCUCGAUGAAAAUUUUCCCGAUUCUUAUUUUAUGUGCUUCCACGUGAGAUGGGACAAUGGUGAAAUUGAAAAAAUGAGUCCCUGGGAUCUUGAACCAGUUGAUGAGGAGAGACUUCCCGAUGUUGUUGGUGGUGCUGUUCCUGUGCUUCCAGAAGAAAUUCAAGCAAUUUUAUAUCAACCACAGGCCGAGGAAUGGCCAAUGGGCGACAGAGAGGCGACAUGUCGACGAAUUAUACGUGGACUUGAUCAAGUUAUGAGUUUAGCAAUUGCCGAACCAUUUGUCGUUCCUGUUGAUCUUAAUAUUUAUCCCUCGUACGCUUUUGUCGUUGAAUAUCCCAUUGAUUUGUCAACAAUAAAAGCACGAUUUGAAAAUCAUUUUUAUCGAAGAAUCACCUCUGCACAAUUUGAUGUUAGAUAUUUGGCAACGAAUGCUGAAGAAUUCAAUGAGCCACACAGUCAUAUUGUUAAACAGGCGAGGAUCGUCACUGAUCUUUGUUUAAAGAUUAUAAAAGAUACCACAGAAUUAGAUGUUGCAGCAGUUUAUCAUCAAUUAGUUGAUACGUAUCAUUCAUCCGAGUCUGAUAUUGAUGUAGAAGAAAAUAGUGAAAAACCCUCAACUAGUAGAUUAAGAUCAUCUUCGAGUAAACGACUGAGAUCACAAACAUUUGCUCAAGAUUGGAAAACUGCCUGUCGCCAAUUAUUAGAAACACUUUGGCAGUGUGAAGAUUCAAUUCCGUUUAGGGAACCUGUAGAUAGGCUCGAGCACGGAGAUUAUUAUCAAAUUAUUGACACACCAAUGGAUCUAGGAACAGUAAAAGAAGAUUUAACAGGUGGAAAUUAUGAAACACCCGCGGAAUUUGCCAAAGAUGUGAGAUUAAUUUUUACAAAUAGCAGAACUUAUAAUACGAAUAAACGUUCAAAGAUAUUCACAAUGACAAUAAGAUUAUCAGCAAUGUUUGAAGAAUUGAUGCGCAAAGUUUUAUCUGGCUGGAAAUCGGCAAAUAGACGAAUGUCAAACGAUAAAAGGAAACCAAAAGAAAAAUCGAAAGUAAAAGGAAAGGGUAAAGCGAUAACAAAAGGAGGCAAACGACUAACAAAUGGAGCUGGACCGUCAAGGGAAUCUGAUAGUAGUGAUGAAAAUGAUGGGAAUAAUGUAAAUUAUGAGGAUUACGAUGAUGAUGACGAUGACGACGAUUCAACUCGAAACGAUGGUCCAGGUCCAUCGCGAUUAGCAAAUGGACACGUGAAGCGUACUGGCACUUCUUCUCGAUCAAAUAUAAAACACAGGUUACCGAGGAAUGCAUCGCCAAAGAAAAAUAAAUUGAACUAUGGUGAAAUGAGUGAUUCCGAAGUAUCGGAAAGUGAGAGCAGUAAUAGUGAACCUUUCCGUAGAACUAGAUCAAGGAAGACAAUAGCCAGUGAUGUCAAUGACAGUGAUUCGGAGGAAAGUUACAAACCAGGAGGUCGUGGUAAACAAACAAAGAAGAAUCGAGCAAAAAAUAGUAGAUUAAAGGUAAUUAAACCGAAAAAGAAGCGACUAAUUGACGAUGAAGACGACGACGACGAUCAAGAAGAUGAGGAUGAAGAUGACGACAAUGAAGAAGAAGAAGAGGAAGAAGAAGAAAACAAUGAAGAGGAGACUGAAACAUUUUCCUUGAAUCAACGAAUUUUCGUGGCACAAUCGUCCGAAGAAAGUGAACAUGAAGUUAUUCGUCGAACAAGUUCAAGGGCCUGUAAGGUUGUGAAUAAAAAUAUUAGUCAAAGUGCAUCGAACGAUAAUAGUAUCAGUGAAAGUGCCGAGGAGGAACAAAAUAAUGGAUCAAAUGAUCCUCAAGAUUCUGAUAGUCAGGAUACUGAUUCACCAUUAAAAUCGACACGAUCUCAAACAAGGUCUCAAAUGUCUCAUGAUUCAGAUAGCCAAGAUGAAACACAAUCGUCACGAAGACGUGGUAAACGUCCUCAUUACAAUGAAGACAGCGAGGAUAGUAAUGGCGAACCGGUGAGAAAUCGUCGUAAUGUUAAAAAAAGAUGUUACACGGAAGAAAGUGACGAGAGUGUGCCAGAAGUUAGAAAUGGUAUAACAAUUAGCAGCAGGGGACGUGUACGUAAAAUGACUGCUCGUGCUAGAGCCUAUCUUCUAGAACCACCUUAACGGCCUUUUUUUCAGUUAGUGAUAUUCUAUUAAAAAAAAUAGUCGAUGAAUUUUAACCGACAAAAGUAACGAAUUAAACGAGUUAUUAAGAAUUCACAUUCUUUUUUACUCGUGUUUUUGUGAUCAAGAUUAGAUCAGAUUUUACAAUUUAAUUAUUCUGUAAAUAGUGAAUUCAUUACUGAUUAAGGGGAUUUAGAAUUACAUUUGUUGUGCACAAUGACAUUGAAAAUGAAUUUUUCAACAAUCUUCAGGGGGAAAAAAAGAAUUAUUAAUUGAAACACAAAAGAAAAGCGAUUAAUUAAAUAAAAUACGUUAAAACGAAGAUACGCGAUUCUUUUGAAAAAAGCCAUUAAAAUUAAGAAAAAUAAAAAUUGUGCGAUUUUGAUAAUUUUUUUUCAACAAAUCGACACACUUAUGAUUGAAGAAAAUAUUUGUGUCCUUAACAAAUUUUCAGGGAAUAACAUUUUUCAUGCACACUGUCCAAACUAUAGACAUAAAAAGGUUUUCUUUUCUUCUAAACUUAACAGUUAAUGCUUGAUAGUUUUGUCUUAUAUGUUUAUAAAAAAAAAUAAUUCUUGUUUCGAAAUUAACAAAAAACAUUCUGUUAAUUUCUUAUUUAAUCAAAAGUUCUUUUCAUUUCUUUUUUUAAAUUUGUACGUUUGUAAAUUCUCAUUUGUAUUUGUAUACAAUUUCUUCUGUAAAACGUACCAAAAAAAAAAGAAAAGAUUUCAUUGGUUUUUACCAGAGGAGAGGAUCGAGAUGUAAAAUGAUUUUAAUUAUGUGAAUAAUUUUCAUUAUUAUGCGUUACCAAUUAUUUAUAUUUCAAAGUUAUCACAAUUGAAUCUAUGCGAAAUUGUCAGAACGAGAAAAAGACAUUGAUUUGAAAAAAAAAACUAAUUCCAAUCGAAUUGAAACUUACAACAUAUCUCAGUAAAAAGAAAAAUUAAGAUGAAAUUAGAUAUUUGUAUUUCAAUUUUCUUUUCAAAAAUUGAAAAAAAUGUAUUUAAAAAGAAAUUUUGUUACUCUGGUAUAGUUUUUAAAAAAAAAUUGCAUUGUAAUUUUUAUAUAAAUGUAUAGUAAAACCUGAAAGCGAAGAUAAUUGUAUUUCCAAAGUAGUUUACAGAGAAAUAAUUGUUAGUCUCAUUUAUUGGACGUCUCGACUGUCUUGAAGUCAUUGUGAUAUUAGAUUAAGAUUAUAUUAAAAUAAUUAAUGUAAUAAACAAACAAAAUGGCUUAGCAAUGAUUAUUUUUUUAAAAAAAAGAAAGCUAAGUGUGAAUAUGCACCGUUUAAAGCGGGUUUAUUAUUCUUAUUUAACUGCGAGAUAAAAAAAGAGUUUAACUUGAGUUUUCAGUCCCAUUUUUUCAUCUACCUGAAUUUUAUACAUAAAAUAGUUAGCCUAUUGUUCAAAUGGCAAAUCCCUUAAAUAAAUUAAUAUAAUUUUCUUUGUAUGUUCCAUUAGGUUUUUAGAUUAUUUAUCAAAUGGAGAGUCAUUAAAUAAUAAAAUAAUGGCUUUUCAUAAUCAUCAAGUAGUUUUUAUUACGUGUAUACUUAAAAACAAAAACAAUGCACUUCUUUAUUUUCAGUGGUAAAAUUAUGUACAGUGCAGUUUUCAUUACGAAUACUAAUAAAUUCUUAUAAAAUUGUUUGCUAA